Messenger RNA from Gordionus sp. m RMFG-2023, 5819 nucleotides. RefSeq lists its product as uncharacterized. NCBI's taxonomy places the organism in Eukaryota, Metazoa, Nematomorpha, Gordioida, Chordodea, Parachordodidae. Bases 107 to 4672 code for a protein of 1521 amino acids. The record is from RefSeq and is a predicted model, not a curated record. The transcript has 6 exons.
AAUUUAUAAAAAUUUUUAAAAUUAAAAAAAAAAGUAAAUUACAUUAACUUUUCUAUGUGAUUGUUGAUUCAGUGCUAAAACCAACCCUGAAAUUUUAUUUCAAACUAUGCUAUCUACAGUCAAAGGAAACAAGGAAAACUCUGUUACAAAGUUUAAACGCAACUAUCGUCAUACAUUAUCAUCAUCUUGGAAUAAUUCGUUUUUGAGUUAUAAUAUCAAGAAACUUCGAAGCGAUGACAAUUUUAUUUGCCAAUUAUCGUCUGCCUAUUCUUCCGCCGCGCAUUCGCUCUUCGAUUUGACAACCAAUCCUUACCUAACCCUGUUUUAUUAUUACUAUUAUUACGAAAAGUUACUUUUGUCAUCUAAUAAUCAUAGAACCCCGUCAUCAUAUCCCGAUUCUUCGGAUAUUCCAUUUUUGUCCAUUCCCCAACAUCAACGCAUGAACGAAGAUAUGUUAGUGUCCUCCUACACGAGCAAUAAACACCAACAACCGGCGCACCAGAGAAACAAUAACGUAAACCAUACAGAGCCAACGGACCUUUCCAGUUACGACAAUAAUGAUGAUAGGAGCGAAUACCAAAACGCCCAAACAAACCACAAGCUUUACAGUUCUCAAAAUAGCAUACCCAAUUGCAUGGACGAACAAUUAUAUGCCCAAUAUAGCUCUAACUAUGACGAACAACGAAUAAAACCUUCUCACCACCAGUUUCCUAUACGUCCUAAUCAAGUCAACGUCAUUCGGGAGAAUAACAACGAUAACUUUAUUCAGACCAUGGUCCAAGAUUUUCGUUCAAAUCAGCAAGAAUCCCGAAACUUAGAAGAAGAAAAUAAUCAUAUGGAAAACACAGCGAAAAAAGAAAUGUCGGAAGAUAGUCAAGGGCUGGGCCUCAGAAAUUUGGCCAGGGUAGCUUCUACUUAUCAUCAACAACAAAUGACAACACUGAUACAGCAAUCGCAAAAUAAUGACGGGAAAGGCAUGGAGGAGCCACUCCAUGUUGUCUUACCUUCCGGUGUCCCAUUUAUCAAUCAAACUCAGGAUAUUACUUUGAGUAGAGGGGACAAAAAAGAUUUGGAUGGAAAUAAGAUUGGGGCCUUGCAAAAUAAUAAUAGCCGGGUAGAAGAGCAAAUGGAAAAACAUUCCUUCGAAAUACUUACUUUGACUCCCAACAGCCUUAAUUCGAAUAAAAACCUAACCCCAACCUCCAUUUCGAUCAAUAACAAUCCCACGAAUGACGCCUCGUCUCACCCCAUCAAUGUUAAUUUGCCGAGUUUUAGUUCAUCCUUUAUGGUCAACAAUAAUGGCACGAAUGCUGACACUGCUAUAAGUGCCGCCAAUAGUAAUAAGGAAGUCAAAUGUGACAAUAAAAAUAAUCCCGUGCUACCACCACAAAGUGACCUGGGGACUGAUUCUGCGACAUCUGCUCACAAAUUAUUGCCCGACCUUAACUUCUUAGAAUCUCUCAAAAACUUAACGAAUUUAAGUAAUGUGUCAAGCAGCACUAGCCUCGUAGACAAUAACAAGAACUCCACCUCUAAUAGUCAAAACAAAUCCGUCUCUCACACGCCUAUACCAACUCCCUUAAAUGGCAUGGUAUCAGAGAACGAAAUUCAAUCCAUCAUAAAUGCCAAUAUAAAUCUUCUAGGCACAUGGCAAAAGCAACUUCAGGCCAUGUCCUCCUUUUAUUCCAAAGGAUUUUUAGGCGGAAACGCACCAAUGGGUAGCCUAGAAAAUGGUGUUAAUUCUAACAACCUGAAUUAUAACAAUAAUAAUAACUCCUCCAAUGAAAAUACGACUCAUAACUUUUCUAAUAACAACUCAAAUAACCUCCUUAACAGCCUGGCUCCUCUUUUGGGCACGAUGAACGAGUCCACUGGCCACAUUAACCUGAGCAAUCUGGCAAAUCUGACAAACUUUAACUGUUUAACCAAUAAUAACAUAUCCGCCACCUCUCAUCACGACAGUAUCAAUAGUGAACUCAAUCUAUCGACGGCCAACAACCUCAUCGACAUUUUUCAAAAAGCAGCCGCCAAUAAUUUACUAUCAUCUUCCGACAAUGCCCCACUCAUUUCUAACCCCCUUUCCAUUUUUCAGUUGCAGCAACUUCAGUUAGUUCAGCAGCAGCAACAACAACAAAUAAAUUACAAUAAUAACUCUAAUGCUCUGCUGGGAGCUGUUCCGCCUUUAUUCAUAACCAACCAAGCCCAACAACUUCUUCAUCAACAACAGCAAAGCCAGCUGCUCAAUCAUCAAACCCAAAAAUUGGUGGCAUCCUCCUUGCUAACUGCUCAGGACAUUCAAAACGCCACCAAUUUUUUACUUAAUUCUGGCAACACCAAUCUUGCUAAUUCCAGCAAUCACAAUAACAUCAAUAAUCCGCACCAAACUAGGGCCAGUCUUGACAUGAGCAAUACCACUACAUUGAACUUUAAACAUCUCGAAUCACCUCUCAACGUUUUGCAUGCAGCCAAAAAUAUAAAGAGAGAGAAUCUGGAACUCACAGAGGAAGGUGAGGAAGAACCGGAUCUCCCUUCCUCUUACUCUUCCGGAAACGCUAAUUAUCAACACGGCUCCCAUAUUCUUAGCCAGAAUAACGCUGACAAUUUCGGUACUUACGGGUCCUCAUCUAUUUACAAUAACUGCCCGUUCUGCAACAAGACGUUCAAAUUUAAAAGCAACCUGCAUACUCACAUUAAGGCAGUGCACAAGAAGAUUAAGCCACACGUUUGUGGGAUCUGUUCUAAAUCCUUUAGUCUUAAGCAAAACAUGAAGACCCACAUGAAAAACAUUCACCAAAAGCAUCCUCACACGAAUACCUCUUCCUCUACCCCCGGACAGGCCCUCAAGAUGGAACCUACUCUUUCACCUCAGAGAACUCGCUCGGCCGGCUCCCUCGAUUCUCCUUCAGCAAUUCUCGAAGAGGAGAAACAUCAGCAUAAUGAUCACCUAUCUCCCUCUAAUUUGGGUAACAACCCCCUUCAAUUUCAGCAGUCAUCCAGUAGUGGAGGUACAUUUUCCGCCCUUGAGGAUCAGUACCGCAACUUAUUACUCUCUGCCGCUGCUGCUCAAGUUGCCAUAUUUGGCGGAGGUAGUUCAAAUAAUACCGCCAACAACACACACAACAUACACGGCCUUAACACCUCUGGAAAUUUGUCGGAUCAUCUUAAUAAAAAAACGGCUCCUCCUUCUUUGAUAGAUGACAAAGCUCUUCUUUUCAACGACGUUGUUCUCAUGAUGAACAAUAACAGUACCCAACAGCAGCUGCAAAGUGAACACUCUCAAGAUCAUCGCCAUCCUCAUCACCUUUACGAUUUGCAGCAACAUUUUUCCGACAACGAGCCGCCGAUCGCAAAGAGACGAAAUAAACCGGGCCGCAAGCCUAAGGCAUAUCACGCAGCGCUGUCAAGAGCCUCUGAGCCAUCCCCUCACUUUGCUCCUUUUGACAACCCGUCUCUUUAUAAUAACGCCGUUGAUAUCAAUCAAGACUCCCAUAACGAAGAUCGCGACAGUCUCGAUACGAAAAGCAAUAUAUUGGAAGAGUGUGGUCUCGAAACACCCCGUCCCGUGGGUGCCCCCCGCCGUAACCCUACGGAUGGGAAAGACUUGAUACGCUGCUCCAAAUGUUCUAAAACCUUCACGCUCAAAGGCAACUAUAAUGUACACAUGAGGAUCGUUCACGAAAAGCUUCGCGAGUUUGAAUGCCCCUUUUGUGGUAAACGCUUUGGACUGAAGGCCAACAUGUAUAUGCACGUAGCCAAUGUGCACAAAAACCGAAGCCUUAAUCUCGUCGACUCCUCGCUUGAAAAUUGUGGCGGGAGCGAUACCGAUAAUAAACAUGCUAGUAUUUUCGCUAAUAGUAAUAAUAAUAAUACCAGUCUCCCAGGGCACCCACAUCCCGCCAACAAAAGGGGCCGACCACCACGGCGCAGUGUUCCUGACAAUUAUUCCGCUCCCGAUAACAUCGCUAACAAUAUUGACACUGGUCGACUAGUGAAUCAGGGCGAUGAAGAUGUGAGGAUACGUGAUACACAAUUCAGUAAUCCUAAUAUCGUCAAAGGCCCUUCGUUCGAUAUUAGGUUCAACGGCAAUAACCAGGGAAGUCUAACCCACCACUUCAACGGCAAUAAUCCUUCCAACCAAAAUUCCUCAAAUAAUAAUAUUCCGAAUCCUUCUAAUCACUUUAACAACGUAGGCUCGGGGUCUAAUCCAGUGCUCGGCAACCUGGAAGAAGAGGUGUUGGGUGGCCCCGGCCUAGUAGAUCGAGCAACUGCUGCUGCCGUCUACCUUCAAUACCUUCAACAUCAGCAACAACAACACAAUCAAUACCAACAGCAACAGAAUCAACAAAAUCAGACUCAACCACCACCUAUCCACCAUUUGUCCUCUUAUCCUUCUUCUUCUCUGCCCCUCUCCCAGCCACUCCAAAUGAAUCCGAACAGCAAUAAUUCUCUUCAAAUGGGAGGAGGCCAUCACCCUCACCCCCCAUUAGUUUCUCAGCCACAUCACCACCAUCAAGGCGGACAGCAACAACAAAACGUGCAUCAUUUGUAUCCACAUCACGCCCCUCUUCACCACUCCUCCAUCCCCGGCCCUCAAACCUCGACCCCUCACCAUCAUUUACUCAAUCACUACGGCAUGGGCGUGGCUCCGCAACGACAAAUGACGUCGGAAUAGUUAAUAUCGCUAAACGCGCGGAUUGUUUAAAAAGUGUCCAGAUUUCGUUACGCGAGUAACGAGUUUUUAUUUAUAGAAGAAUAGGAAUGCUAAUUUUUUUUUAAAAAAAAAAUCUCACCUACAAUUUUUUUUGUGUGUGUGUGUGUGUAAAUAGUUUUUUUUUAAAAAAAUUUUCUGUGACUUUGUAUCAAUAUAUAUAUUUUUUAAAAAAUAAAUAUUUUUUAUCGAAAUUAUUAGAGACCUUAGAAGAAAAAAGGUUUCAAAAUAAAUCAUUCUCAUUUUUACGUAUUUUUUUUUUUAAAAAAAAUUAAUAUUUGUUGAUCCACUAAAAAAAAUGUAUCGAAAAAUUACUUCUUUUUUUUUCCUUCUUCGUAAAAUGUUAUUUAUAUUUAAAAAUGUUAAGAAAACAAAAAUUAUUGAACAAAACGAAAUCACGAGCUUAGCCAAAAUUUAAGUUUUAUAAACCACUUUAAAUUAUUAUUAAUAAAAUAUUCGAAACAUUUAUUUUACUUUCUUUUUUCUCUUCACCUCCUUAUAAAUUAUCCUUUAUAAUUAAGCUGGAAUUUUAAAAUUUUUUUUAUAUAACGUUAGCAUUCCUCAGUUGUCACCUUUUCAACUCUAAGAAUCUGUCGGUCGAAUUUUUUUUGGAAAUCCCUACUCUUAAGCUCAAUUUUGCUUUCAGAACCGUAAAAUAUUUUAUAUCUCUAAGCUAGUGUUGUUAAACGGCUGAUUUGAGACGAUUUUUUAAAAACGGCUAAUUCAAUAUUUUAUCCAAAAAAAUAUUGCCUUAAGCCUCGAGAUUUCGCCAAUAGAUGUCCAAACUUCAGCCCCACCUAUGAACCAAAUAUUAAGGCUUGCGUAAUAUUUUUCUAGGUAAAAUAUUGAGUUAAUCGGUUUUCGGCUCAAACCGAUACGUUUAACAACACUAUCCCCUAACAAACCAACACGCUAAAAUUUUUAAUUUUUUUUUAACUAAAAAAGACUUAAUUAUUUCGUUUUUUUAAAAAAAAUAUUUAGAUGAAUAUCAUUUUGUGAAUAAUUUUUUAUAAUUAUUUUUUUUUAAAAAAAUAUUAUAAAUUAUUAUUAAAAUAUAUAUAUAUAAUAUAAUUAUAUUUAAUAAAUUAUUAUAGAAAUUUCGAAUUUUUUU